GUACUUAGUAUUAUGAAACGCUUUAAACAUUUAUUUAACAAAAAAUGUUCCAUCAUCGGUAUGGUUCACGUUAAACCGCUUCCAGGUACACCUCGCUUUAAUAACGACAUAGAUAAAAUGGUAUCGGAAGCCUGUAGAGAAACCCAGAUAUAUUUGGAAAACAACCUGGACGCUGUUCUUGUGGAAAAUAUGCAUGAUGUGCCUUACAUACAAUCCAGAGAUUUUGGGCCUGAAGUAACGGCCACAAUGAGUCGGAUUUGUACAGAAGUUAGAAAGAUUGUUCCAAAAACAGUACCCUGCGGCUUACAGGUCCUAUCCUGCGGCAAUAGGGAAGCGCUAGCAAUAGCAAAGGCAUGUAAUUUUAACUUUAUUAGGGCCGAAGGCUUCGUAUUCAGCCACAUUGGCGAUGAAGGAUUUACAGAUGCAAACGCGGGCACUUUACUAAGAUAUCGAAGAGCGAUUAAUGCUGAAGACGUCCUUAUUUUUGCUGAUAUAAAGAAAAAACAUAGUUCACAUGCAAUUACAAGCGACAUUACGCUGGAAGAAACAGCAAAAGCUGCGGAAUAUUUCCUGGCAGACGGUGUAGUUCUUACUGGAACGGCCACAGGCGUUCCAGCCAAAAUAACUGAGCUUCAGGAGCUGAAACAUGCAACUAAACUGCCCAUUUUAGUCGGAUCUGGGGUAACAGCGGACAAUGUUACAAGCUACCUGCAAGCAGACGCUCUAAUUAUUGGAUCUCAUUUCAAAACUAAUGGCAUCUGGUGCAACGCACUGGAUAAUUACAGGAUUAAGGAAUUCAUGAAAAAAAUUAGAGAUUUUACAUAAGCGGUUUUGAAAACCAUUUUUGCUCACAUUGCCUAAACCUAACAUAGUGUUAAGUCUAACUCAUAAUCAAUAAAUUAAAAAACAUUUCUAAAAUUAAA
Molecule: messenger RNA, 923 nt
Organism: Dendroctonus ponderosae (mountain pine beetle)
Lineage: Eukaryota; Metazoa; Arthropoda; Insecta; Coleoptera; Curculionidae
Exons: 5
Coding region: 13-825 (270 amino acids)
Source: RefSeq, a predicted model, not a curated record